Aspergillus vadensis CBS 113365 is the source of this 1072-nucleotide messenger RNA. Its product is annotated as alpha/beta hydrolase. Gene Ontology annotation, molecular function: hydrolase activity. The transcript is spliced from 4 exons. The record is from RefSeq and is a predicted model, not a curated record. Bases 1 to 948 code for a protein of 315 amino acids. Lineage: Eukaryota; Fungi; Ascomycota; Eurotiomycetes; Eurotiales; Aspergillaceae.
AUGGACGCCAAGUUCGGAGCCUUCGACGAGAUCGAAGUCGCCUACAAGACUGUUUCGGGCACGCCUCUAGAGACAAGUAUCCUCAUACCAAAGAAAGCUCAGAACAGAGAGUGUCCCGUUUUGGUUCAUUUUCAUGGUGGUGGGCUGAUGGUUGGCGAUAAACUAUUUGCUCCUUGGUUUCCUUUGUGGAUUAUCCAACUUGCGGAAACUCACGGAGCUAUAAUAGUUACUCCAAAUUAUCGACUGAUCCCAGAGUCCAAGGGUAUCGAUAUUCUUGAUGAUGUGAAAGAUUUCUGGGCCUGGCUUCAUUCCUCGUUACCUACUGAGGUGGGAAGAGCUCGUAAAGGCCUAUCUCCACAGCUUUCUAAGGUCGCCGUCGCCGGCGAAAGUGCUGGUGGCUACUUAUCAUUGCAAUCCGCAUUUCUUUUCCCAGAGGCUCGAAUCAGUGUCGUUUUGGCCCAAUACGCAACGCUCGAUAUUGAUAGUCCGUUCUACAACCCACCACCCCUUUCGCCUCCCUCAGGCCACUCUAUUGUCAGCGAUUAUUUGGCAAAGCUUAAACCUAGUUCGAUCAGAGUGUCUUCCCCUAUGCCGGACCGAUGGGAUCUUUGUGAGGCUAUCCUUGCAGAGGGCAGACAUCGUGAGUUCAUAGGAAAUGAAGACAAGGUUCGCCUGAUGAGUACUCUUAAACAAGCUCAUAACCCACCAGCCAUCUGGCUUGCUCAGGGCACUAAUGAUCCAAUCAUGCCGAUGGCGACUGCCGCAAACUUUGUGGAACAGAUGAAGAAAACCCAUCCAAGCACGCCGUUCCACUUCUCUGUUCAGCCUGGCUCACAUGGGUUUGAUGGCAUGAGCACAUUGGAUGAAGAAUGGGUAAAGGAAGGUCGCAAAUUUGUUGAAAGAUAUUGGCCACCGAGUGAUCAAAAGGAGUUUAUGCACUCUUCGUGAGCGGAGAAGUAUGAUUGGUGGCUAGGGAUGGUCCUUCUGCCAACACGUCUUUUCACUUCAGAUACAAAAAUACAAAGAUACAACGUGGGUGGAUGUAGGGAACUCAAGAUUUUGUCAAUUGCAG